GUGUCCAGAGUGGGGAGAAGAACUCCUGAAGUGAGCUCUCCCCACACCGACUCUGGUCACAGGACACAUAGCUACGUCCCUCUCAUCUGCUCCCCCUUCAGCCCCGAACCCACCCGUCUGAUUAGAAAGAGUUGAUUCUCAAGACAGACUUCUGACAGAUUCUAAAGCAUAGAAGGUGUGUUGCAGCCAUGGGCUCGGAGCUGGAGACUGCCAUGGAAUCCCUCAUCAACGUAUUCCACGCCCACUCUGGCAAGGAAGGUGAUAAAUAUAAACUGAGCAAGAAGGAGCUGAAGGAGCUGCUGCAAGCUGAGCUUUCUGGCUUCCUGGAUACCCAGAAGGAUGCAGACGCAGUGGACAAGGUGAUGAAGGAGCUGGAUGAGAACGGGGAUGGUGAAGUUGACUUCCAGGAGUAUGUGGUGCUGGUGGCUGCACUCACCGUGGCCUGCAACAACUUCUUCUGGGAGAACAGUUGAGCAAGCAGCCCAGCCCUGGCCAGCACCAAUAACCCAACCCCCUCCCUGCCCCCCUUUCCCUCCUUCCCUCUCCACUUUAGCCCUCCCUCUACCCUCAGACUCCCCCCGGCUUGGCCAUAGCAUUUGAGGAAUACUGCUCCAUUAUUCAUUAAAGGCUCAUCUCCCAAUAA
Molecule: messenger RNA, 643 nt
Organism: Antechinus flavipes (yellow-footed antechinus)
Lineage: Eukaryota; Metazoa; Chordata; Mammalia; Dasyuromorphia; Dasyuridae
Gene: S100A1
Product: S100 calcium binding protein A1
Exons: 4
Coding region: 189-473 (94 amino acids)
Biological process (GO): regulation of heart contraction
Cellular component (GO): sarcoplasmic reticulum
Molecular function (GO): S100 protein binding; calcium ion binding
Source: RefSeq, a predicted model, not a curated record